CUGAAGAUAAUAGUUAUGGGAUUAUUGGUGAUUUUAAUAACAAAGAUAAUAUCACAAUAUCAUCUGAAAAAAUAGCUGAAGAUAAUGAGAUUAUUAAUGUUUCUAAUGACAAAGAAGGUAAUACCUCAAUAUUAUCUGAAAGAAUAGCUGAAGAUAAUGGGGUUAUUAAUGGUUCUAAUGACAAAGAAGGUAAUACCUCAAUAUCAUCUGAAAAAAUUGCUGAAGAUAAUGCUAAUUAG
Molecule: messenger RNA, 239 nt
Organism: Dentiscutata heterogama
Lineage: Eukaryota; Fungi; Glomeromycota; Glomeromycetes; Diversisporales; Gigasporaceae
Source: the annotation of a GenBank genome assembly